Molecule: messenger RNA, 354 nt
Organism: Acaulospora morrowiae
Lineage: Eukaryota; Fungi; Glomeromycota; Glomeromycetes; Diversisporales; Acaulosporaceae
Source: the annotation of a GenBank genome assembly
GUCAUGAAUGGGAAAGAGAAUUUUAUGCUGUAAAGUCUGGUUCAUGGUGUUUACAAUGUUCUUGGGAUGGGCAAAAAGUUGGAUUACAAGUUGCUAAAGAGAUUGCAUUCAGUAAAGGUGGAGAGUGUUUAUCCGAGGUUAUGGGGAGAUGGUGUAAGAUAUGCUCUAAAGAAAAGCGGAAAAAUAUUAAUCCAAAAUAUGAGCUUUCUAAUCUUUUAAUAGCAAUAAAAAUCGCACAUACACAUGGAGAUAAAUGUCUUUCAAGCUCAUAUGAUGAUAAUGCAUUACCCCUCAUUUGGGAAUGUUCUAAAGGACAUAGAUGGACUACUUCGCUUGCGAAUGUUAAGAAUCAAG